AUGUCUAAGACUUAUGUGUGGAAAAGGGUGAUACAUGUGGCUGCAUCAGGAACAUUGAUCACAACUCAAACCUCGACUGGAAAUGGGAUCAAUGUUGAUCUCAAUCACCCAUUCUUUCUUCAUUCUUCUGAUGCUCCAGGAAUGAGCCUCGUCAAUGCUGUCUUUGAUGGGAAAGGUUUUCAAGGAUGGAAGAGAUCCAUUCUCAUAGCCCUUUCAGCCAAGAAUAAGGUGGGUUUCAUCAAUGGAACAGUUGCACCUCCUCCUAUCACUUCCAAGGACUAUCAAUCUUGGUCAAGGUGCAAUGAUAUGGUUACAUCCUGGCUACUCAACUCUUUGUCCAAAGAUAUUGAAAACAAUGUCAUAUACUCCAAUUCUGCCAGAGAUCUGUGGAUUAGCUUAGAACACAGAUUUGGCCAAUCCAAUGGUGCCAAAUUGUACCAUCUGCAAAAGGAAUUAUCAGGAUUAUCUCAGGGAACAAAUGACAUAGCAUCUUAUUUCACUAGACUCAAGCGACUAUGGGAUGAAUUGGACUCACUGAACUCUAAUGUGAAAUGCACAUGCACAUGCAUUUUGUGA
Molecule: messenger RNA, 576 nt
Organism: Nicotiana attenuata
Lineage: Eukaryota; Viridiplantae; Streptophyta; Magnoliopsida; Solanales; Solanaceae
Exons: 2
Coding region: 1-576 (191 amino acids)
Source: RefSeq, a predicted model, not a curated record